Messenger RNA from Monopterus albus (swamp eel), 525 nucleotides. Its product is annotated as extended synaptotagmin-2-like. NCBI's taxonomy places the organism in Eukaryota, Metazoa, Chordata, Actinopteri, Synbranchiformes, Synbranchidae. Gene Ontology annotation, cellular component: endoplasmic reticulum membrane. The transcript is spliced from 3 exons. The coding region runs from base 95 to 358 and encodes 87 amino acids. The record is from RefSeq and is a predicted model, not a curated record. Gene Ontology annotation, molecular function: phosphatidylinositol binding; calcium-dependent phospholipid binding; phosphatidylcholine binding.
AGAAAUCACCUGGACUGGCGCUACCAGCAUUUUGGACAGUCCUGCCUUUGGGUCCUUUUCUGAGGAGACCAUCUUGGGCAUCAUUGCUUCGCUCAUGGUUUUGCCCAACCGCAUGUGUUUUCCCCUCAUAGAUCAGGUCAAAAUGGACCAUAUGAGGUUCCCGCUGCCUUGUGGCGUGGUGAGGGUCCAUGUGCUAGAGGCCAGAGACCUGGUGGCUAAGGAUACAUAUAUGAUGGGUUUAGUGAAAGGCAAAUCAGACCCCUAUGCAAAACUCAGAGUUGGAGACCGCCUUUUCAAGACCAAGACCAUCAAACAGAAUUUGAACCCAGUAUGGAAUGAAGUGUAUGAGGUAGAGUAACAUACAGCAGCUGUCGGUUAAAAACAAAUUGUUAUACUUUGGUUUCAAUAAUAGGAAUACUACUUUAUUCACAUGCACAGUGUUCUGGUACGCAAAACAGGCAAACUACUACAAUUCCAUCAGAUAUUUCCUUGAUUAAAAUAAAAGAUACUGUGCAUAGUUUCUGG